CCUGGCGACCAGCGUCCAUAAUUGAAUUUGCAAUGGCCGACGAUAAAAACAAUCGAGACCGGCGAAGAUGCAAGGCUUUUCGCUCUCUCUCUCUCUUUCUUUCUCUCGCGACGCUCUCUUCGACGACCCCGCUCUUUACUACCUACUGACCUACUAUGUGGACCAUAGCAUGGCUUGUAACAGCCCUGGCUGGACUCACCAGCGCACACCUGGCAGCAUGGCACCCGUCAAUGUACUGCUUGAACGUGCGUCCUCAAAUUCAUUUAUCCCCUGUGGAACACAGUGACAGACGAGGAAAAUUAGGGUACAACGCCAGGACAGGUCAACUACAACACAGACGACGCGGUGUUACCUUUGUGGAUGCUCAGCAAGUCAGAUUAUUGGUUCCACCACAGCAACGGGUGUGACCAGUUCCCACCCGCCGAAGGCGAUGUCCUAGAACUACCCGCAGGCGGGUCAUUCACGAUCGAAAUCGCAGAUAAUAGAGGUGUUACUUCUUUAUCUUAUAAUGGAACCCACGCAACGGAAUGGCCAGAUGGCCUGAAUCACACUGGGUCCACCGAUGUUCUCCUUGAUGCCACCAUUUCGGACGGCUGUAUCACCUCUCCAAACAUACAUACUCAAAACGAGACAAUGGCUGCCGGAACAGCAUUUGCUAUCGCAUACAAGUCCGAGCUCAGCGACGUUACGUUGGAAGAUUUGGUGGUCUUCACGGUUCGGUACAACACGCCAUGGAGACGACUGACGACGUAUGAUGUUCCCGCCGCGAUGCCGGCUUGCCCCAGUGGAGGAUGUAUAUGCGCAUGGGUCUGGAUUCCAAACGGAUGUGGCGAGCCCAAUAUUUACAUGGAAGGCUUCAAAUGUAUGGUGACCAAUGCCACCUCCACCACUCCCCUCGGAACACCAUCCCCACCGGUAUGGUGUGAAGAGGAUCAGAGUCAAUGCGUGCAGGGACCAAAACAAAUCAUGAUCUGGAACCAGCUCGAGGAUAACAACAUUGAAGUGAGCGGUUUUGAUUUAAGCGGGAUGGCCAAGAGUCCAGCAUAUAAUUCCAAGUGCGGCUUCAAAGACGGUAAGUGCGCGUUUUUCCCGAUUGAUCAGGAUGAGGCCUUAUGUGAUGUGUGAUGCAGGUGCGCAGGAUGAUAUAUUCGCGACGAAUACGUCUUCGACGCCAAGCACGUCGUCAUCUCCGACUACAACACAGACUACGCAAACCACCCCUACUA
This is a messenger RNA of Pisolithus orientalis, 1226 nucleotides long. RefSeq lists its product as uncharacterized. NCBI's taxonomy places the organism in Eukaryota, Fungi, Basidiomycota, Agaricomycetes, Boletales, Pisolithaceae. The transcript has 8 exons. The record is from RefSeq and is a predicted model, not a curated record. Bases 361 to 1125 code for a protein of 254 amino acids.